Messenger RNA from Neoarius graeffei (lesser salmon catfish), 6829 nucleotides. RefSeq names its product estrogen-induced osteoclastogenesis regulator 1b (gene eeig1b). NCBI's taxonomy places the organism in Eukaryota, Metazoa, Chordata, Actinopteri, Siluriformes, Ariidae. The transcript is spliced from 13 exons. The record is from RefSeq and is a predicted model, not a curated record. Bases 320 to 1492 code for a protein of 390 amino acids.
AAGAGCUGGAGCUUGAACUUGAGUCGUGUUGCUUUACACUCUGAGUGUGCUGCCCAAGAAGGAGUUAGGGAGUUUUGUAGACCUUGGACUGUGCUAAAGGAGAAGAAGAAAAGAAAGCAGCAGCAGCAGCACCCCAGAUUGUCCUUUCACUAACGUUCAGCUUUCUGAGUUACUCUUGGAGAUGCUGAACCGAGUCCUGGGAGUCAAAAAGGAGGGCUUCCAGGCGCCAGAUUGAGAUUAAUUCAGCAAGCCAACCAUUAUCCAUCUACCUCUUUAUUUAAAUUCACCCAGUGGCUUCAAACUCCAGUUUACAACCACCAUGGCGUUUUUAAUGAAGAAGAAGAAGUUCAAGUUCCACGUCCAUUUCACUCUAGAAGAGCUGACGGCUGUUCCGUUUAUCAAUGGGAUGCUCUUCUGCAAAAUCCGUCUUCUGGAAGGGGGAGACUUUGUCACAUGUUCAUCUAGACAAGAGGUGCAGGAGAACUGUGUUCGCUGGCGAAAGAAGUUCUCCUUCGUGUGCAAGAUGAGCGCUAAUCCUACGACAGGGGUGCUGGACACCUGUAUCUGCCGAGUAUCCGUGCGAAAGGAACUGAAGGGUGGAAAGUCUUUCUCAAAGCUGGGCUUUGCUGACCUCAACAUGGCGGAGUUUGCAGGUUCAGGCUCCACCGUGCGCUGCUGUAUCCUGGAGGGCUACGACACCAAGAACACUCGGCAGGACAACUCCAUUCUGAAGGUUACUAUUGGGAUGACGCUGCUCUCCGGGGAUCCUUGCUUUAAAACGCCCCCAAGCACAGCUAAAAACACAGGCCUUGCUGGUCAGGACCUGUCUCUUCAGCUGGAUCGUAAGGGAGAGGGCACUGGCAACAACCCGACUCCUCCCACAGGCAUUAGCCCGGGACUCAGCACCAGCCGUGCACACAAAUCCAGAGCCUCUGUGCCGUGCUCAGGUUUGCCAGAAGUGUUAGAUGAGAACUUGUCCAACCCGGAAGAUGUGUUUCACACCGGCCACUCGAGGAAUUCCAGCUAUGCCAGUCAACAGAGCAAAGUUUCAGGCUACAGCACGGAGCAUUCGGGCUCGUCCAGCCUGACAGACCUGAGCCAGCACCGGAGGAACACCUCCACCAGCAGCAGCAAUGCUUCAGCGGGGACCACCACGGCUACUGAAAGCCCAGCAGAACCGGACAAAGAGCUGGUGAAACCCGAGAGGCCUCCUCGCCCACCGAGGCCUGCCAUCCUCUCUAACCGACCUUCUAGGAGAAAGAAGGACUCUGUGGAGAACCACCCCACCUGGGUGGAUGACACGCGCAUCGACGCUGAUGACAUUGUGGAGAAGAUCGUCCAGAGUCAGGACUUUGCUGAUGUCAGCAACAAUGAGGACAGCAAUUUGCAGCUGUUUGUCAGUCGGGAUGGUACCACUGCUCUUAGCGGCAUCCAGCUUGGCAACAGGGUGUCAGCAGGUGUGUUUGAGCCUGUCGUGAUUGAGAGUCAUUAGUGGAAUCAGUCACACUCCUCCUGAAAUGGAAAAGAUGGCCAAAAUUAGUGCGGGUGAACAACAUGGAGGGGAAGUCCAGCAUCGCACUAACAAGAUGUUUUGCUACUUGCAAUUUUUUUUUUUUUUUUUUUUAUAAAUUGUCUUCACUGAUCAGUUUAUUCACACGUGAUGAUAACACCGAAAAUCCUGCAUAGAAUUUAAUGCAAAUGGUGGUGGGUGGAUUAUUAUUAUUAUUAUUAUUAGCCACGUAAUCCAAAAUUUGUGUUACUGACACCCUAUUUGCAAGUAAACAAGCUACUUGAAAUACCCGAAGUAGUCGAACACUGUGAAAACUGUCUUUGGCCAAGGAAACAUCGUGCGUAUGGCCUGAUUGGCAGCCGUUAGGAUUUUUAAGAAGAAAUGAUUCAUAUAUUGCUUUGCUUUUCAGAUGUUAUUUAAUGGUUCCGAUCUGUGGGGUUUUUUUUUUUGUUUGUUUGUUUUGUUUGUUUUUCUUCUUUUUUUUCCCCUUCUAUCAGAUGUUUUUCUGAACUUUGGUUUUGCCUGCGUUACAGACCACUAAAAUAUGUUCAGUCUUUAUGUUAAUGAUCCGGCUUUAUUUAACCACUAUUCCCUGUAUUGGGAAUGAGCUUAGAGGGAAAAUUCCAACUUUUUUUUUUUUUUAAAGAAAACUGCAUGUUUUGCAGUGGUUUAAACAGGUUUUGUUGAUUUCCAUGCUUUUAAAGUAAGCUGGAUUACACUAAUUACCCACAGAAGGUUUCCACAGGGCAUAAAAACCUUUUAGUUUCAGAUCUUUGUACGUCUACAGGUGGAAAAGUUGUUCAACACUGUUGCAUCACUGAAUAUUUUUACAUGCUUGAUUGAAGAUUUAAACCUGAAAUCAUAAUCUAGGAAAUUAAAAACUUGUGUUUUUAGUGUACUGGCUUUUAAACAGUCGCCUGAUUUGAGUCGCAUCUGGAUAUCUGUCGAUUAUAUUCGUAACCGAUGUUUCUGGUGGAGUCAGUAUUUUAUACACCAGUUUCAGAGAUGAAUGUAAUUUCAGUUUAAGUUUAACCGCAGUAUAUUCAGUUAUUCCAUGAAACCAAGUCGUACAUGAGCUGAUAGCUGAGGAGGUGCGUAGCGCCGAGUCGGCUAUAAUCCACGCAUGACGAGAUUGAGUGGAAUAUCUGUUUUAUUCUAUCCACGUUCACUGGAUUUUGAGAAACGGAGCGGGUUUUUUUUUUUUUUGCAAAUUCGAUAAAUAAAAACUUUAUACACAACGUCCGACAAUCAUUUCUGCUUAGAAUGUCAACAAACUGGUGAAAUGACAGUAGCAGUUUAUAAUAAUUCUUCGGGGGAAAAAAGAUACCUUCUUGCUAUCAAGUGAUUUUUAUUCAAAAUUUUCUGGCUUUUUUUUGUUUGUUUUUGGUGGUUGGCAAACCAACUUAAAGGUGCAUCACUGCAACCAUCUGAGCUGGAGUGUAGAACAGGAAAUACUGGGGAGGUGGAAAACGAUAUUCUUUUAAAGAUUUCGGUUUCUUUUAAAUACUUAAAACAGUGAUGUAUCUGACUUGAUGCACUCCGCCAUUUUGUUUUUCUCUACUCACAGUAUAUGAGCCGAUAUCCUAGUAGUAGAGUAGCCAAUCCGAGCACACGAUUGCUCAUAUCCAGUGAAUGUGGAUGGAAUAAAAAUUGUUGACUCAUUACUAAGGCAAUACUGGACACUGCACCUUUCUGCUUUUUCAGAUAAAGCAGAAAAGUCAUUUCAGUAAAGGGGAAAAGACGUGGAACAUUUGUUGCUCGUAACAGUUACUUUUGCUUUGUCAAUUUGACCUGUGUAUUCAAGAGCCUCGGUCUUUUGAGUCAAUAGAAAGUGAGUGGCCGGGGCUGUCAUCUGUUUGGUUAAAAUGAUUAGUACCAGUCAUGUUAGACUUUUACUAUUGCAGUCUUCCAUCAAUUAGGUCUUUUUUUUUUUUUUUUUUUUUUUUUUAGGUAAAAUUCAAAUUUUUUCAGUUUCUUUAAUUUGAAAUAGGACCGCAGGUACACAGGGAAUGUUUGGCCAUGUUGGGUUUAACUCGAUUCAUUGUUCUCGCUAGAUAGAUUAGAUUAGUUGUCCUGUCUUGCAAGUUGACACACUGCACAUGUAUAGAAAAGCGUCAUAACCAACAUAGAAAUCCCUUCAUCAGGUCUUCAAUGAAGCAUUACAAAUAAUAACUUUUGGAAAAUUAUUCUGUCGUUAAAACAGGUUUUGACUGAUUAUGCCCUUUGGAAGCCUUUAUGGGUGAUUUUUGUGCACUUGAAGAAAAUUUAUCCAAACUGUUUAAAAGCACUGCGGAGUAUGCAUCAAGUGCGGUUUUGUUAUUGGUUGGAAUUUUCGAACCGUAUGACACGCAGAUGAAUAGACACAGAGCUGUAUGGCUGGCCAUACUGAAACCCGUCCUAUUCAGGUUAACAAGCUUCUAGCCAUUCCUCCAUGGAUUACGGCCUUCAGACAUGUCUUUGUCAUGUGUGUUUUGUGUUUGUUUUGGAGCUUUCGUACUUGUGACUCAUAUGUUCUCCAGCUGGCCUGGGGAAUCCCACUACAAGUCAGAUUUCGUCAAAUCCAUACUCCCCCCAUCUGAGCAUACACACUCCUCCUGCUCUUCACUUGUUUGUGCUGCAGGAUUCAGCCGUUUCAGAUGAGUGUUAAUCAAGUGUUUAUUGUACUGCAGUGCAGUGCACAGAAUGUUCUAGUCCUCGUCUAGAUUUUUUUUUUUUGCUCCAUUUUUAACAUAAAACGUGCCAGUUGUGCUGUAAGGAGAGAUUUUUGUCGUCGUCGUUGUGGAGCUCAAACCCGUGAGCUUGCGUGCAGCAUAAUGGGAUGCAUGUGAGUGGAGGAUGUGGCUUGAAAAACUGGCGUUGUUUUGCAGGCUUAGUUCAGAGCAAAUGACUCACAAUCACGCCACUAAACUUGGCAACAGCCUGCACGUCUCCCACCGCACCUGGUGUGCGUCCAGAGACUGAGGAGUUUUACCCGUGUGUGUGUGUGUGUGUGUGUGUGUGUGUUAGUUAAGUCUGUUUACUGUGUUGUUUUCAGUUUGAAUGAGCUAACCAUGAUUGUUGGUCAUGGAUAAAAUGGUCUCAGUUGAUCUGAGAUGGCAUACAGAGUAGAAAACUUUGCACAUUUUAGUUCCCAUAUCUUUACAAAUAGAAGUGCAAUGUGGGCUUGAUUCAAGGAGAAUUUCAUGCUUGAAAAAUUUUUUAACAUGUGAUUCCAAGCUGUCGUGAAACUUGUAAUAUAGAAAAUGUUUCCUACAUUUGUGUAAGGAAAUAUAUUAAAUUUUUUUUCUUUUUUUUUUUCUUCUCCCCCUGCAUGGAAUGCUCCUAAGAAAUAACAGGCUCUUUUAUUAUAAUAUUUAUCAGUUUACUUUAAGAUCGAAGCCCCUCCAUACAGGUGUGACAUUUUCAGAAUCGGUUGUUUUCUCGGGUUUUUCAUUAUACUUUACAUUUUGAGAAAUAAAAGUGCCAGAAAUUGAGCCGUUUUUGGUUUCCUGGUAAUCCUUUUCAUGGAUGAAUGGAUCGAAAGGCCCUGAAUGAUUAUUCAGUCAAUCAUGGAUUAAAAAAAAAACAACUAAAUAUCAUGUGGUGCAAUGUUGUAAAAGAAAUGAAAAAAUGGUUGUUCUUCUGGAACAUUUUUGGUCACCCAGACAAUUAAAUUUUUUUCCCCCCAUGUCAUUCAUUUCCUUUCAAAUAUUUAUAAGAUUAAAAUUUCACCAGCGUAUCAAACGUUCCUGUUCAUUUUAGCACGCUUGUCACUGACUGGCUGAACUGUUUAGAGUUUAGGAUGGAUUUUUUUUUUUUUUAACGUAGGUGCUCCACUCUGUAGAGUACGCUAGUACGAGUUAUGACUCAAAAACAUGUCAAAAGAGCAGGCUUGGUUUUUUUUCUUUCCGAUCAAAACUGCAGAUGACCCAAUUAGCACAUGAAUCUGGAAUGAUUGACAGUUGUAUAAGUGUUUUAAACUCAAUGGUGUCCAUGUGUACAGUCUGACGUUGUACAGUAACGUGCUACUAUGGGAGAGGAACUUAUACAAUCUAUUCAUAUAAAACAUUACAAUUAGAUAAGUUUUUCUCCAAGAGAACUUCUUUUCAAAUUAUCUUUAAUCAUGACUCUUGUCAUGCCACACACUUCCUGUUUCCUUUAUUUGCAACUCUUUCUGUUUUUUUUUCUUUUUGCACCAAUCUUGUUUGCAUCGGUUAUCAGCCACAUGCUAAAGCUAAUACUAUGCUGUCUUUUUUUUUUUUGAAUUUCCAAACCAGCAGGCUGGUUUAUUUCCAAUGACCCUUUCCAUCGCAACUCUCUCUCUCUCUCUCUCUCUCUCUCUCUCUCUCUCUCUCUCUCUCUCAUUAGUAAUUAAUGAGUAUUGUGCCAGCAUGAGAUGAUUGAUGUACACACUACUUAAGAGGCUAUACCUGCUUGCUCUUUCUUUCUACUUUAUAAAGAGCCUUGUGCCAUGCUGUUGUUCAGUCGUAAUAGACUGUAACCUGUGAUUUAUUAUUUUUUUUAAUCACAAACAUAAAUGUAAACAUGAUUCAAUUUGCUGUAUGAAUAUGUUAUUUGGAUGUAUGAGUGGCAAAAAGAUUUCAUGCACCAUAGUGUUUGUGUAAUUUGCUGUUGUGUUAUAAAUACAAAGAAUGCUUGAAGUGCAAAGUAAUUCGCUCAUCGUGAUCAGAGUGUAGACACUUGCAUUAAUACGGUUUUUGAGACUAAAAAUGAUUUGUGGGGAAAUUGUGGCGUGGCGCGUCAAGACCUUGUGUGAAUCCUUAUGAGUUUUGGGUAUUAAUUAUAAAUGAAACGAUAAAGUACACUGUGAUGAUUUAGGAAUGAUACACACCACAACGGCACUUAUACUAACUUUCACGUAACAAGAUAUACGACUUUGUCCACAGCUAAUAACAUUCGUGUCUCUCUCUCUAUUUUGUAAAUGGUUAUAAAGCUAUGCACUUGGCUCAGCCAGAAAGAAAGAUUCCUUUAAAGUGGUUCAUUUUCACCACUAUAUUCCAUACAGUUAUCAAAUUUUCAAUAUAUAUUGGAAAACUUAAGAUGUCUAUAAGAAGUUGAUACAUAUAUUUAACUCUACCACAAAUUACUUUAUUUUUCUGAUAUAAAAUCGAGAAAUACGGAUGAAUACUUAUUUUACGAACACAAAUAAUAUUGUUUCCAAAGUUUUCUUGACCUCAUAUUGUAUUAUUUGAUGUAUUACUGUUUCAUGAUAGAUCUAAACUGUUUCUACAUUCGAGUAUGGAUGUUUCAUAUUCUGUAAUGUAAAUUUGUUUAUAGAUGCGUAUUAAUGGACUAUUUGGGAGGAAAUAAAGGAAAUGU